Meira miltonrushii is the source of this 1143-nucleotide messenger RNA. RefSeq lists its product as uncharacterized. The record is from RefSeq and is a predicted model, not a curated record. The coding region runs from base 1 to 1143 and encodes 380 amino acids. NCBI's taxonomy places the organism in Eukaryota, Fungi, Basidiomycota, Exobasidiomycetes, Exobasidiales, Brachybasidiaceae. The transcript has a single exon.
AUGGCCAACACUGAUCGUGAAGUAGGAGCAAAAACGAAAAGGUAUAGCAAUAUAGAAAGCAUUGGCGCAGGUCAACGUAGAAGUAGUACGCCAAAUCUAACGGAUCAUACCCAUCUUCAAAGUGCCGCCACGGCUGCUCUUCGUUACGCUCAAAGAGAAUUGGAAAGAGCUGCUUCACCAAGACGAGAUUCGAGUGAGAACGGAAGACGUCAGAGGGAUUCGUUUGACCAGAACAGAAAGACGCCACAACCGGCAGGUUAUUAUAUCCCUCCCCCCGGCUAUGCUGAUCCAUUGAGGGAUAAUUUGGACGAUGAAGGCAAUCUUAAAUUAGAGCAACCCUACUCCGAAGAGAGAGAUCGCAGAUGGUCAGGACCUUAUGAUGAUAGACGUGGCUGGCCAGUAGACCCUAGAUAUCACCGUGGAAAUAAUUGGUAUAAACGUGGACACAAAAACCCUUCACAUCCUCGCUAUGCUCCUGAUCGACCCGUGAAAAAGUUUAUGCCUUCGCUCUCACAUCAAGAUUGGUCCGUACCGCAAGCAAAACAGAUUUUAUCGCAUUGGGCAACAUUGGCAACCCUUUUAGGUGGCGUUCAAGCUACGCUAUUGGCCUAUUACAGUAAACAAGAACAAUUGGGCAGCGGUGAAGAAGAUCCGAUAUACAGAAUGGUGAUUGCGAUUUCCUGUUCAGCUUUGUUUUUAGAGGUUUAUGGUGCUCUUUUAGCGGCAGGUACGAUUGUUGCCAGUAUCUCACUUCAAGCCAAAAAUGCACAAUCAAACGAUCCAUUCGCACAGCCGAAUAAUUGCCAAACAGAUCGUGAAACGUUGCUUAACAAUGGUAUGUUCUCGUUGAACGCAAUCAAUGCAAAUCCGGUCUCUUCUCCUGGUCCACCGCUCUCACCUCGUGCAUCUGCUAUUCUGGACCGUCUUACGGUAUUGGUAGGAUUCUUGAUUCCCUUGGGCGCAGUCUUUGAAUUGAUAGGCUUAGCAGGCUACACUGCUCAUUACCUUGGCAAUUCAGUCGCAAUCACGAUGGGAUUGACGUUAGCAGUAGCAGUUGCAAUUCUUGUAACAAUCAUUGCCGGCUUAUUGGGAAUGCAAGCAGGUAAUCGAGCAAUUCAAACUCAACAAAACAGCACUUUAUGA